AUGGCGAUUCUUCUGAAGAAAUUUGAAGAUGAAAGUUCUAGAGAGGUCUUAAGAUCAACAAUUCCAAAACCAAAUGCUGGUGGUUGCACCGCCGAGAUACACCCCAAAGCUGGCAUGGCUAAGAGUGCUGUGGCUAAGGCUAACCUCGACAAGAUCUGGAAGAACAGAGCAAAUACUGCAGUGCAGUGCGAUGCGCGCUUGGAAUCGGACGCGCUUCACUGCAUAAUAUCGAAUAAUAUAUUUAUUCGCGAUCGGCGUGACUUAGGUCGCUGCCCCGUAUUUUUUUUCGCGAUGGGUUCACAACAACUCAUAGCGAAUGAGUUACUGGCGUUUGUACAGAAUGCCAUAGACACCAUGGACGAAGUCAGCAUCAGGCAGAUCUGCAAAUCGAGUUUCAAUGAAGACGACAUUUGCAGUGGCAAGGCGCUGCUCUUCCAGACGCUCGGCAAAACUGACCAGAUGCCAUCCCGUCGGAGGGAUGGGGGUGUGAAGAGUCUCCAGGACAUAAUCAAACUGUUCAAGGAGACCGAUCCAGACGACGUGCCUGCCUUCGUUGCGAAGCAGCUAGACCGGUUACCACCGGUUACCUUCGAUCACGUCGACGUCACCAGGCUGCUGAAGGACAUUACAUUCCUGAAGACGAGUCUGGCAGAAGUGCAGGCUAAGUUAGAGGUAUCUAAUAAUACCAUCAGUGAGCUACGUUCCGAAUUGGCAUUAUUACGUAGCGCAAGUUCGGAAUGUGGGUCAGAUACCUCUAACAUAGCCGUGUGUCACGUUGCGCGGAAUGUGUCUAUCGGCGGUUUAAAACCCGCGAAUUUGGAUGCGUCGGCGAUUGCUGACAAGGCGACCGCCAACCCGCGCCCCGCCGCCCGCCCGUCUACGUCACCGGAGACGCGCACGUCACGCGAGAGUACGUUAACCCCGGAACGUUCUUACGCUGCUACUGCCGCUAAGCCGCCUGCUGUGUCCAAGCCUAAGCAGCGGCCGAAGAAAGGGGCGCAGAGCCUUCGUGAACAUGUUCACAAGGACCAACAGCCGGCUCUAAGGGAGUCGCGAUGCGACGAAGAUGGUUUUAAAAAGGUGGAGAAGAGAAGGAAACCAGCUCGUCAGAACCAGUGCGGUACCGCACCGACCGGACCCAAUCAUUUGCUGCGUCCUGCAACACCGUCGACGCUGCUGUAUGUGUCCCGUCUACACUACCUUACGAAGGUCGAUGAUAUCGUAAAGUAUGUGAAAGUAAAAACCGGAUUCAUCCUGAGGGUCGCGAAGUUGGAAUCUCGACACAGUGCGAAUUUUAAUUCGUUUGUGGUGACCGUUCCGACUGAACAUCUAGCGACCUUCACCAAGGAGGAGUUUUGGCCGAAGGGUGUCAAGUUUCGGCGGUUCCGCGGCCGGUUCCCUGACACUGCGGGGUUGCGUAAUGCA
This is a messenger RNA of Cydia amplana, 1425 nucleotides long. RefSeq lists its product as uncharacterized. NCBI's taxonomy places the organism in Eukaryota, Metazoa, Arthropoda, Insecta, Lepidoptera, Tortricidae. The transcript is spliced from 3 exons. The annotation marks the transcript as partial. The record is from RefSeq and is a predicted model, not a curated record.